Phaethon lepturus (White-tailed tropicbird) is the source of this 3075-nucleotide messenger RNA. It is a transcript of the gene TSHZ2, whose product is annotated as teashirt zinc finger homeobox 2. Gene Ontology annotation, biological process: regulation of transcription by RNA polymerase II. The transcript has a single exon. Gene Ontology annotation, molecular function: DNA-binding transcription factor activity, RNA polymerase II-specific; DNA binding. The annotation marks the transcript as partial. Gene Ontology annotation, cellular component: nucleus. The record is from RefSeq and is a predicted model, not a curated record. Lineage: Eukaryota; Metazoa; Chordata; Aves; Phaethontiformes; Phaethontidae.
UCAGGUUACGUCCAAGAGGAAGAUUUAAAGGAAGAGGAAGAUAUAAAGGAAGAGGAAGAAGAUGAUGAUGACAAUAACUCAACUGCUCACCUCCAAGGCAGCAAUGACACUGGCACGGAUGAGGAACACGAAAUGGGUCCUGAGCAGAAAGGGAACUUUAGUUACCAGAAUUCCCCUGUCAGUCAUAUAUCUAACCAGGAUGCAGAAAACGAAUCACUGCUAAGUGAUGGUAGUGACCAUGUGGCAGAUAUUAAAAGCAUUUGCUCUAGAGAGCCACAGGACCCAAAAAACAGCACCCAUCCCAAAGCCCAGAACGAAGCACACAAUUGCAUGGAUAAAAUGACAGCGGUCUAUGCCAACAUACUGUCAGACUCUUAUUGGACAGGCUUAGGGCUGGGUUUCAAGUUGUCUAACUCUGAGAAGAGGAGUUGUGACAACAGAAAUGGAGGGAACAAAGCUGAUUUUGAUUGGCACCAAGACGCACUGUCAAAAAGCUUACAGCAGAAUUUGCCUUCCAGACCUGUCUCGAAACCCAACCUAUUCAGCUCCGUCCAGCUCUACAGGCAGAGCAGCAAAAUGUGUGGAACUGUGUUCACGGGCGCCAGCCGGUUUCGGUGCCGGCAGUGCAGCGCUGCUUAUGACACAUUGGUAGAACUAACGGUUCAUAUGAAUGAGACAGGUCACUACCAAGAUGACAACCAUAAAAAGGACAAGCACAGACCUACCAGCUACUCAAAGCCCCGAAAAAGGGCUUUCCAGGACAUGGACAAAGAAGAUGCACAAAAAGUUCUGAAAUGUAUGUUCUGUGGUGACUCUUUUGAUUCCCUUCAAGAUCUGAGUGUUCAUAUGAUAAAAACAAAACAUUACCAAAAAGUGCCUUUGAAGGAGCCGGUACCAACCAUUUCUUCAAAAAUGGUCACUCCAGCAAAGAAACGUGUGUUUGAUGUUAACAGGCCUUGUUCACCCGAUUCCACAACAGGGUCUUUCUCAGAUACUUUUUCUCCUCAGAAGAAUGCCAACCUGCAGUUAUCAUCUAACAACCGCUACGGCUACCAGAAUGGUGCCAGCUAUACGUGGCAGUUUGAGGCCUGCAAAUCUCAGAUUUUGAAGUGUAUGGAAUGUGGAAGUUCCCAUGAUACCUUGCAGCAGCUCACAACACACAUGAUGGUCACUGGCCAUUUCUUGAAAGUCACAAGUUCAGCUUCGAAGAAAGGAAAGCAACUUGUUCUGGAUCCUUUAGCUGUGGAAAAAAUGCAAUCACUGUCUGAAGCACCAGCCAAUGACAGUCAGGUUUCAAAAUCAACCAGUAAAUCAUCUGCAGAAUGCAUAGCUCCCACCUCUGAACUAAAAAAAGAAAGUAAAAAAGAUAAAGCUGAUGAUGCAAACAAAGAUGAGAAAGCAGUAAAAACUGAAGAGUAUGAAGACGCUCUUCAGAAACCACUGGAUCCCACAAUGAAAUACCAGUACCUCAGAGAAGAAGAUUUAGAAGAUGGUUCGAAGGGUGGUGGGGACAUUUUAAAGUCCUUGGAGAACACUGUCACAACAGCCAUCAAUAAAGCUCAGAAUGGAGCGCCCAGCUGGAGUGCCUAUCCCAGCAUCCAUGCAGCUUAUCAGCUCUCGGAAGGAGCAAAGCCGUCUUUGCCUGUGGGUUCCCAAGUACUGCAAAUCAGGCCAACAAUCACCAAUAAAUUGAGGCCCAUAGCUCCAAAGUGGAAGGUCAUGCCUCUGGUCCCUAUCUCAGCAAAUGUGGCCCAGUGCACUCAAGUGAAGAAGGAAAUUGAUGAUAAGGAGGAGGUACAAAAGGACUAUGCUAAAGAGGGCAACCAAGCCGAGCCUGCCUCACUCAGUCAGAGCGAGAGAGAACCUCUCCUCAAAUCUGAAGCCUCUGUGGAGCCAAAAAAGACAGAACCAUGUCCCUUGAAAGAAGACGACAAAAUUAAAGAGGACAGCGGAAAAGAAAAAUCAGUCCUCAAGGAACCAACAGCUGCUUCUCUUAGUAAUGGUUGUGCUGCUGCCAACCAUUCGUCUGAACUGCCUUGUGUCAACCCUCUCAGUGCACUGCAGUCAGUACUGAAUAAUCACUUGGGCAAAGCCACUGAGCCUUUACGGCCUCAAUCCAACUCCAGCCCUAGCUCUAGCACAAUUUCUAUGUUCCACAAACCUAAUCUAAACAUGAUGGAGAAGCCUGUUUUAUCUCCUGCUCCAACCCCACCAAAGCCUGCAAGUGUAUCCAGGCACUAUUUGUUUGAAAACAAUGAUCAGCCUAUUGACCUGACCAAAUCCAAAGGCAAGAAAGCUGAGUCUGCUCAAGCACAAUCUUGUACUUCUCCACCUCAAAAACAUGCUCUGUCUGACAUUGCUGACAUGGUCAAAGUUCUUCCCAAAGCUACUACACCAAAACCAGCUGCAUCUUCAAGGAUCCCAUCUAUGAAAUUGGAAAUAGAUGUCCGACGCUUUGAGGAUGUCUCAACAGAAGUGUCCACUCUGCAUAAAAGGAAGGGCAGACAGUCAAACUGGAACCCUCAGCAUCUUCUCAUUUUGCAAGCUCAGUUUGCUUCCAGCCUCUUCCAGACAUCUGAAGGUAAAUAUUUAUUAUCAGAUCUAGGCCCACAAGAGCGCAUGCAGAUUUCAAAAUUUACUGGACUGUCAAUGACCACCAUCAGCCAUUGGUUGGCAAAUGUCAAGUAUCAACUUAGGAAAACCGGAGGAACAAAGUUUUUGAAAAACAUGGACAAAGGACAUCCAGUCUUUUAUUGCAGCGACUGUGCAUCUCAGUUUCGAACCCCAUCUACUUACAUUAGCCACUUAGAAUCUCAUCUAGGUUUCCAAAUGAAAGACAUGAACAGACUGGCUGUGGAGCAGCAAACCAAGGUAGAGCAAGAAAUCUCCAGAGUUUCAGUUCAAAGAUCUCCUGAAACAAUAGCUGGAGAAGAGGACACAGACUCUAAGUUCAAAUGUAAGUUGUGCUGUCGGACAUUUGCGAGCAAACAUGCAGUAAAACUUCAUCUAAGCAAAACACACAGCAAGUCACCAGAACACCAUUCACAAUUUGUAGCAGAAGUGGAUGAAGAAUAA